AUGGAGAUGGAGGCCAGCGAGGUCAAGACAGCAUGGUGUGUGCAGAGAGAUGCCAUGAGGGCUGAGGGAACUCGCAGAAAAAAAGCUCCCGAUCUUGGCUUGUGCUCAUUGCAUUUCAUUCAGGAUCUUCGAAACUACCACGAUGAGAUGUUGCCCCUCAGCAGCUUCCCACUAGAGGCUCCACAACACUCUCAUCUCAGCUCUUUCCGACCUGUCUGCAAGCCAGCUUUUUCAAGCUCCUGCAACAGAGUCUUCGUCAAGGCCCCCGUGCCUGACUUGGCCCGCCAGCCCCCCAGUUGCUCCUUCCCUCUCACAGGUAAACGCAGAGUCUUGUCGCUGUCUUUGACUGUUUGAUCCGAGCGCAGCCUUGGACGCUAGAGGUGAUAAACAGCGCGACUACUGCCGCAUGACCUUUCCCCACUCAGUCUCACAAGUGCAAAUGCGAUCGAGACAAGGUCGUAAUCUGAACAGCAGCAAGAAAGACGCUUCUACAGCUCUUCAAGGCACUGAAGACAACAACAAACAGGAGGGAGAAACGAGUAGCAUGGUGCUGGAAGAUUUCACAUGCAGUGUUAAGAUAAUCAUUCUUCUAUUGCAGUGGAAGUGGGCCAAGGACAAGCACUUGUGGAACUUGCCCAACGUCCUGACGAUGGCGAGAGUUUUGAUGAUACCCCUCAUGGUUGCCUUUCUCGUGUCGUCGUACCCGGGUCGCAACGUCGUCGCCUCGGUCAUCUUUGCUGUCGCAUCCCUGACGGAUCUGGUGGACGGGUACCUGGCGAGGAGAUGGAAAAUUUCGUCCAACUUCGGCGCUUUCCUCGAUCCCGUAGCUGAUAAGCUCAUGGUCGCCACUGCCCUCGUCUUCCUCUCGGCGGGUUAUAGCCGGGUGGGAGGAGGAGUCGCAGUCGCUUC
Molecule: messenger RNA, 909 nt
Organism: Guillardia theta CCMP2712
Lineage: Eukaryota; Cryptophyceae; Pyrenomonadales; Geminigeraceae
Exons: 11
Biological process (GO): glycerophospholipid biosynthetic process
Cellular component (GO): membrane
Molecular function (GO): phosphotransferase activity, for other substituted phosphate groups
Source: RefSeq, a predicted model, not a curated record